Molecule: messenger RNA, 2456 nt
Organism: Xyrauchen texanus (razorback sucker)
Lineage: Eukaryota; Metazoa; Chordata; Actinopteri; Cypriniformes; Catostomidae
Product: reticulon-2-like
Exons: 7
Coding region: 111-722 (203 amino acids)
Source: RefSeq, a predicted model, not a curated record
AGGGGGCUGCUGACUGAGCAACACAAGCCAAAAACAGCUUGAGGGGGUUUCACUGUAGAUCAGGGACAUAGACACAGGCUAGAGAGGAAUCGGCCCAUGAAGACUCCAAAAUGACCAGUAAAGUAAUGGACUUGAUCUAUUGGAAGGAUAUGGAGCGGACAGGCAUGGUUUUCACAGGGUUGGUGGUGGGGCUGCUGUCUGUGUUCCAGCUCAGCAUCAUUACUGUAGUGUCCACUCUCUGCCUGGCCAUCAUGUGCUUAACCAUCUCAAUUAGAAUCUAUUACAAACUGCUGCAUGCACUCCAGCUGGGAGACGGAGUGCACCCCUUCAAGUCGUAUCUAGACUUGGACAUCAGUUUAAGUGGAGAAGAGGCUCAACACUACAUACAGAGAGUUAUUGUGCUUAUCUGCUCUGCUGUGGACACACUGAGGAACCUGUUCUUUGUUGGCAACCUGUUCAACUCACUCAAGUUCUUUUUGCUGAUGUACCUGGUGACAUUCCUGGGAAACCUCUGCAAUGGCCUUACCCUGCUUAUUAUUGGUGUGAUUGCCGUUUUCUCUGUCCCACUGUUCUACAGACGCCAUCAGAAUAAAGUAGACAGCUGUUUUGUUGCACUACAAGCCCAUAUUGACAACAUGAAGGACUUUCUUCAUCGCCUGACCCAGAGUGGCGGACCACUCCAUGACUCCACCCCUGGUGGUGCUAAACCCAAGGCCCAUUGAGACAUCUGACAGAGAAGAGGGGAGGAGCCACAUGCUGUCACUCAAAAAUGUCUUAAUUAGCAGUAUGUGCUUUGAGUACCGCCUCUGCGGAGAGUUAAUGAGGCAGGGCUUAAUAAGGGAGGGUGUAAGUGAGGACAAUUCAAAGAACAAUCUCGAAUGAAAAUGAAAGGUUUUGGAAUUCAAUGAAGUUAAAGACACACUGUCUUCAUUUGCACAUUUAAAUAUCAGGUUAGGUUUUUGAAAGUGACUCGGCUGGACUGAAGCUAAAAUACAGUACUUGAGCUGCCAGUACUAUAACAACCUCUUGAGAGUAACCUGAGCUAAUGAACAUUGGAUAACUUCAGUGAAGUAACAGAAAAGUAAAAACUGAGAUUUUUGAAUUCACAUUGACUGCAAUUUACCUGCCAAAAACAUUAAUUCAGGACAAGUUUCCAGAUCAAUCUUUCUCAAAAUAAUCUCAUUGGGUUUGUUUGUCUGUGUAUGUAUGUGUGGGCAGCUUAAAGGGAUCGUUUACACAAAAAUAAAAAUUAUGUGAUAAUUUACUCACCCUCGUGUUGUUAAAUCUUUAUGACUGUCUUUCCUCAAUGGAACUCAAAAGGAGAUGUGAAGCCUCUCCAUUCACUUACGUACAUUAUAUGAAAAAGAUACAAUGAACUGAAUGUGAUUGAAGGCCCCUGCACACCUUCUAUGAAAAUCAAAGAAUGAACAGGUUUGACAUAAUUUAGAACAAAAUCUAGCCAAAAAGAAAGUGUUUUGAGUUUGUUUCAUGAUUCGUAAGAGGCGGCGAACUUUCAGGAAAACUUAAUUGACUGUCAUUGGUCCACAUCAUCGGUAGGUGUGACCUGGAGCUCCACCUACUUUGAUGCCAACAAUUAAUUCCCAUUCAGUCACUUAAGAUCAGUCAACAUGAGCACACCGGUGUGGACAGUUAUUAGCGAGCUAGUGCUAACGUACCUAUAGUGCACCUCUAUGAUCGUUCCUGUAGAGACAUUUUGCAAGGACCUGUCAUGUGAUUUUUUUAAUUAGUCAACCAAAGGAGUCACUCAUGUAACAUCUGCAACCAAAAGCAGAACACAUCUGCCAAAAGUUAGAUAUGCCUAUCAUAAUUAUUUUGUCUCUAUUCUACCCAUUAACACAUUAGCAUAAGCUAUUAGCUUAUUAUGGCUGUGUUUAGCCUGUUAGCGCAUUAGCACCAUGAAUGCACAAUGUAAACGUUACACAUUACACAUUAUCUACUGCAUAUAUAGUACUUUAAAUCAUCAUUGAGUUGUUAAAACAGCUUCCUUUACUGAUCUUGUGUACAUUUUACUCAAAGAAUGAGGCUUGACAUCAUUGAUAACACUUUUUAAUGUCAUAUUACUUGUUCACGUGUUGUCUUGAGCGUCCUCAUAUUUAAAUGCUCCUCCAGCAGCGUAGUGGGUGUCCGAAUGUCUGCAAACAAUAAGUCUUUGCUCAGCUUUUUCGAACUUCUUUUAGAUCUGAGCAGAAAAACUAAGAAGCACAUCGACCUAAGUGUGACCUUGAGGCUAACAAUCUGCCUUACAUCUCAUUAAGUGUUCCACAGAAGCAACAAAGUCACAGUUUGGGAACAACAUGAGGGUGAGUGAAUCAUGAAGACAGAUUUAGCAUUUUUGGGUGACAUUAUCCCUUUAUGCCUGUUAAAGUACCUAAGUGCUAGUAAAACUGCUAGGUCUUUUCUUUUCCAAUGUUUUGUUUCCUUGGUGUUAUUUCAGU